AUGGUCCUGUUCAGAAAUUAUUAUAAUUUUGAUUCUAUAUUUUAUGCAACUUUAACCAUUUUAUUGGUUGUUCCAAAUACGGAUGCUCUGAUUUGUUACCAAUGCAAUGGUUGUACAAAUCCUUUCAAUGCUAAUGCACCGGGAGUUACACAAGUAACUGCUGAACGAGGCGAAGUUUGCGGGAAAUUAAUGAUUGGUCCUAUUAUAAUUAAAGGCCUGCGUACGAUUUGUGCGGGUGGCCUAAAUCACUGCGAGCUUGGUCCAGUACCUGGUACUGGAGGUUCAGGGGGAGUAUGCUGCUGUAAUGACAAAGACUUAUGUAAUGGUUUAUCAUUUAUUCGACCGUGUUCGAUAUUAACCGUCGCUAUUGCAGUGGUAGCACCUUUCUUUGUAUCUUAA
Messenger RNA from Rotaria sordida, 399 nucleotides. Lineage: Eukaryota; Metazoa; Rotifera; Eurotatoria; Philodinida; Philodinidae. The record is from the annotation of a GenBank genome assembly.